This is a messenger RNA of Apodemus sylvaticus (European woodmouse), 3141 nucleotides long. RefSeq names its product interleukin 7 receptor (gene Il7r). NCBI's taxonomy places the organism in Eukaryota, Metazoa, Chordata, Mammalia, Rodentia, Muridae. Gene Ontology annotation, cellular component: external side of plasma membrane; membrane. Gene Ontology annotation, molecular function: protein binding; cytokine receptor activity. The record is from RefSeq and is a predicted model, not a curated record. The transcript is spliced from 10 exons. Bases 571 to 1683 code for a protein of 370 amino acids. Gene Ontology annotation, biological process: hemopoiesis; positive regulation of receptor signaling pathway via JAK-STAT; cytokine-mediated signaling pathway.
CCAGAAGAAAGCAGGUGCCCAAGAUUGCUUCAUAUCUGAAAUACAUAAUCUACUAAUUAAAGAAGGGAGAAGGGGUAUGGUUGGUACAGAUCUGAUGGAAUGUAUUUGAAUACUUUUUUAAGUAUUCCUGGAACAACAGAUUUGGACCUGGGAUCAGCAUCGUCUACCUGUUAUUCUGGUUGUUGCUUUGCUUCAUUGUCCUUCAACACCCAAGGGCAAGAAUACAUAUAUUUCAUACAGAUGCACAUGAAUGGAUGACAUGAAGAAGGGGGACUAUUGUGGAAAGGAAACAGACAUGGUAAUAAGAGGCCCAAGAAAGUAAUUAGGGUCAUCUCAAUAAUACAUGUUGAGGGAAGAUAAGUCAAGUCGUAUCAAACUCUGGAGCUCCCAGGAGACCUAGAAGAUGCAGAACUGGAGGAUCAUUCCUUCUGGUGCCACAGCCAGUUGGAAGUGGAUGGAAGUCAGCAUUCACUGACAUGUGCUUUUAAUGACUCAGACAUCAACACCACUAAUCUGGAAUUUGAGAUAUGCGGGGCUCUUUUACGCGUGAAAUGCCUAACUCUUAAUAAGAUGCAAGAGAAAUAUUUUAUAAAGACAACAGAAUUUGCACUGAUUGGUAACAGCAUUAUAUGUGUGAAGCUUGGAAAAAAGAAUUUAAUUUGCAAACAUGUGGAUGUAACCACAAUAGUUAAAGCUGAGGCUCCUUUUGGCCUGGAAGUAGUUUAUCGAAGUGAAGCAAAUGACUUUUUGGUGACAUUUAAUACAUCUCACUUGGAAAAGAAAUAUUUAAAAAAAUUAAAACAUGAUGUGGCCUACCGACCAGAAAGGGGUGACAGCAACUGGACGCAUGUAUAUUUAUUCAACACAAGAACAACAAUCCUACAGAGAAAACUACAACCAAAAGCAGUGUAUGAAAUCAAAGUCCGAUCCAUUCCCCAUCACGAUUACUUCAAAGGCUUCUGGAGUGAGUGGAGUCCAAGUUCUACCUUUGAAACUCCAGAACUGAGGAAUCAAGGAGGAUGGGAUCCUGUUUUGCCAAGUGUCAUCAUUCUGAGUUUGUUCUCUAUGGUUUUGUUGGUCAUCUUAGCCCAUGUGCUAUGGAAAAAAAGGAUCAAGCCUGUUGUAUGGCCUAGUCUCCCUGAUCAUAAGAAAACCCUGGAACAACUAUGUAAAAAGCCAAAAAAGAAUCUGAAUGUGAGUUUCAAUCCCGAAAGUUUCCUGGACUGCCAGAUUCAUGAGGUGAAUGACAUUCAAGCCAGAGAUGAAGGGGAAAGUUUUCUGCAAAACGAUCUUCCUCCACAGCCUGAGGAGCUGGAGAAGCAGGGACACAGAGCAGCUGUGCACAGUGCAGACCAGCCCUCCGAGAUUCCAGUCAGCCCACCAGAAACACUCAGAAGAGAGUCACCCUUAGGAUGCCUGGCUAGAAAUCUGAGCACAAGCAAUACCCCUCCAUUCCUUUCCUCUAGGUCCCCUGACUACAAAGAUGGGGAUGGAAAUAGGCCUCAUGUAUACCAAGACUUGCUACCAAGCUCUGGAAACACAAAUGACCCUGCCCCUCAACCAUUUCCUCUUCAGUCUGGAAUUCUGAUACCAGUUUCUCAGAGACAGCCCAUCUCCACUUCCUCAGUACUGAAUCAAGAAGAAGCAUAUGUCACCAUGUCUAGUUUUUAUCAAAACAAAUGAAUUAUAAGAAAACCCUUCUGUCGAAAACCAAAUGAUCGCUGAGAUGGAAAGUCUGGAAUGCUUGCUCUCCCCACCACCCCCCACCCCCCAGCCCUUAGCUCAUGGAAGAGAAAGUCAACGUGACCUUGUUACACGUUUUCAGCAUUCUACGAAAUCAUUUUGAUCUCCUAGCUCUGAAGCAUUUACACAAAGCAGGAAGAAUCUGUUUCCCCCUUGUUGGAUUAGUCAUGGGUCCAGAUGACCCAAUUAAACUUGCAAAACUCAGUUAAGUGAAGAGUAAAGGGAAAGAGAAACGGUUGUGAUGAGUGCAGGAAGACGAAAAGGAAAGAUGUGAGUGGUGGGGCUAUCGGUAGGAUUUACCAUACAUCUAGUACUACACACUGCUCUCAUUUCUUCUUCACAAUGCUACUACAAUGUGGGAUCCUCCAUUAUAAUUGUUAUUUUAUCACAGAUGCCAAAGGUGAAUGUAGAGAUUUUAAAUAAUGUCUAAGUAUUUUCUUUCAGUCACAGAUGAAGCAUGCCUUCCAUCUUCAACCCUCUCUUGUCAUGAACCUGUCCUGUUGUUGAGUGUCAAGCAUCACCACUAAAUGGGUGGUUACAUAGUUACUACCCAAACUGGGUCAUUUUGGAAAGAGAAAAUUAGACAUACUUAACAGGAAGCAUAAACUGUAUCUGUCUCAGAGAGAUGUGGAUGCAUGGUCAUUUUACUUAACGUGGUUAUGAGAAUGAACAUGGGGGAAGAAAUUCACUUAUGGGUGUGAAAUACCAUGACCAUGUGUUAAAGGAAAUGGGAGACAAAAAAAAAAGGCCCCAAGCUCAUUUGAUUUUGUUUUCUUGUUUUGUUUGAAAACAAACUCAAGAUGCAAUAAGUUAGAAGCCAAGAAGUUCCAGAGUCAGUUAUCAAGACCAUGAUCUUCCUGCUGCUAUUAUCCAUUGGCUUCCAUGUGAAAUCACAGGAGGAGCUAUGGCCAACCUACAGCAGUUCAACAUUUAACAAAGAAUGGUUCUCCUAUGUGUGGAGACACCAUUAAGAAUUACCCCAAGUUCUACAGCCUCGGUUAUUGCCUGAACUAAAGGAGAAGGGGCUGAGCACACCUCAACAAGUACCCCAGCUGAAACCAUGCUCACAGAAAAACAAAGAAGACUCAAAUUCAAAUGUUUAAUAUGACUGCAAGCCACAAUUUUGAAUCCCUGCUGUGUAUGGCUAAUCUCCUGAAGAAAACAAAUAACUGAAAGACACUGUGUUUGGGUGCCUUAGCAUUAAAAUUCUGUUUCAGGGUUGACGUUGGUUCUUUGAAUUGAUGUGUCUGUCCAGUCAUGUAUUAUAUCCAUGCAUUAUAUUCAGAUAACCACAAUUGCUGCUAAUGCUUAAUUAUAUACUCAGGAACCACAUACAAUGUAACCAACUGUGAUGUAUUCUGUGGCAACUACACAUAAAUAAAUGGGCUCUUCAGUUCA